Messenger RNA from Ilex paraguariensis (yerba mate), 1281 nucleotides. Lineage: Eukaryota; Viridiplantae; Streptophyta; Magnoliopsida; Aquifoliales; Aquifoliaceae. The record is from the annotation of a GenBank genome assembly.
AUGGCUCGUGCCAUGGUCCUGAUAUGGGCCUAUUCUGUGCUUUUGGCCAUGGUCUAUCUCGUCGAUGGCAUAGGUGUGAACUGGGGCACUCAGGCAACACAAAAUCUGCACCCAAGUGUGGUGGCUCAAAUGCUUAAGGACAAUAAGAUCAGUAAGGUUAAACUGUUUGAUUCGGAUAACUGGACUGUCAAAUACUUUGCUGGAACUGGCAUUGAAGUCAUGCUUGGUAUCCCCAAUAGCCAAUUGAAUCGAUUCAGCGACAAUUAUGACAAUGCCAAGGACUGGGUGAAGGAGAAUGUCACCAAACAUUUGUAUGAUGGUGGUGUCAAUAUAAAGUACGUGGCUGUUGGCAAUGAGCCAUUCUUGAAAUCUUACAAUGGCUCACAUCUGAAAACUACCUUCCCAGCAUUAAAAAACAUUCAGAAAGCUCUUGAUGCAGCUGGUGUUGGAGACAAAAUCAAAGCAACCAUCCCCCAAAAUGCGGAUGUCUACGACUCUGGUUCACAAGGCCCAUCUGCCGGUGAUUUCCGAUCGGACAUAAGGGACCUUAUGAUCGAUAUAGUUCAAUUUAUCAAAGACAACAAUGCCCCAUUUGUCGUCAACAUAUACCCCUUUCUCAGUCUACCAUCGUCGGGGAGAUCGGAUGGCCAAUCGGAUGGAAAUAUAAAUGCCAAUGCCAAAAUGGCUAAGAGGUUCUAUGAUGGAUUCUUCAGGAAAAUGGCUACAAACAAAGGAACCCCACUUCGCCCGGGGCCAAUUGAAGUAUAUCUGUUUAGUCUAACAGAUGAGAAUCAAAAAAGUAUUGCCCCGGGCGACUUUGAGCGCCACUGGGGCAUUUUCAGGUAUGACGGACAGCCUAAGUUCCCGACGGACUUCACCGGGAAAGGUCAGGACAAAAUGCCAGUUGGAGCAAAAAAUGUACAAUACCUACCACAGCAGUGGUGCGUGUUAAACAGUGACAUAAAGAACAUGAGCCUGGUGCCUGAAAAUGUUAACUUUGCCUGCUCAUUGUUCGAUUGCACAAGCUUGAUAUACGGAUCAACGUGCAAUAAACUGGAUGUUCGUGGGAAUGUCUCGUACGCAUUCAAUAUGUAUUUCCAGAUGAAUAAUCAGGACGUCGAGGCAUGCGAUUUUCAGGGUCUGGCCAAGAUUGUGACUCGAAAUGCCUCACAAGGGGACUGCCUCUUCCCUAUACAGAUUGUAAGUGAUGGAAGGAGACUUACCAUGGUAACUAGAGUGAGUGUUCUUGCAGGAUUGUUGACCUUAUUAGCAUUGUUUUAG